Vigna unguiculata (cowpea) is the source of this 954-nucleotide messenger RNA. Its product is annotated as protein FAR-RED IMPAIRED RESPONSE 1-like. The record is from RefSeq and is a predicted model, not a curated record. NCBI's taxonomy places the organism in Eukaryota, Viridiplantae, Streptophyta, Magnoliopsida, Fabales, Fabaceae.
AUGCAAAAUGGUGAACAGGAUGACCUAAUAUGCUUGGACGACAUAACUUUACUUGAUGAAGACUGUGGACUAGGCACAUUCGAUGCGGAUAAAACGUCUGAUAGUGCUCAAGUCAUUAACAACACUGAGGAAGGUGUUGUGCCCACUACUGGAAUGCGAUUUAAAAGUGUAGAAAAGGUUAAGAGUUUUUACAAGCAACAUGCUGUGAAAUAUGGUUUUGGUGUUCGAACUCGUACAUCAAAAAAGGAUGACAAUAACCAGUUGUGUUACAUGAAAUUAGUUUGCUCAAGGGAAGGGAAGUAUGUGUCCCAAAUCCAGCCAGAAUUGAAGACCCACCCAACCCAAAAAAGACAAUGUUCAACAUGCUUAACAACAGUAAACAAAUCAGAAGCAUGGAUACUAAGCAUUGUGGUUCAUAAUCACAAUCAUGACAUUAGUCCAACCAAAUCAAGGUUAAUACGUGAAAAUAGAAGAUUGAAUUUGCAGGCUCAGCGAACACUUGAUAUUAAUGACGAGGUUGGUGUACGUUUGAACAAGACAUUUAGGUCCUUGGUUGGUCAAGCAGGAGGAUUUGUCAACUUACAGUUUCUUGAGCGAGACAUAGGGAAUUACAUCGAGCAGCAAAGAAGAGCUUUUGGCAAGGAGGGAGAUGGCCAGGCUUUGAUUCAACAUUUCUCAAGAAUGAGAGAGUUGAAUAAUUCCUUCUAUUAUGAAAUUGACACUGAUGCUGAAAAUAUCAUCAUUGAUGUGUUUUGGGCAGAUGCAAGGAGUAGAGUUGCGUCAGUGGACUUUGGUGAUGUCAUAUCAUUCAACACUACAUACCUCACCAACAAAUACGACAUGCCGUUCGCACCCUUCUUUGGUGUUAACCAUCAUAGCCACUCAAUUCUACUUGGAUGUGGGCUGGUCUUUGCAGAGGAUGCAUCAACUUUCACAUGGCUCUCUCAAUGCUGA